AUGUCUCUCGCACGCGCUUUAACCACGCGGCGAGCGAAGCAGCCCCCGACAGACAUGCGCUCCAUACCGCAACGAAGCAACACCUCGGCCAAGGGCUCGGCCAAGGGCCUUGCACGCUCAAGCUCUAUUCGCCAUAUGAUUUCGGGCCCGAUGGAACUUACCCAUACGACAAACGUGCUAGCAUACAACGCACCCGAUCUGUUUCCUCAUGCCGAGUACUCGCCAACUUCCUCUACCAAGUCCGACAACGACUCUCUUGGUAGCCCCCGAUCCAGCGAUUCGUCCCCGCCCACAAGUCCAGAUAUGCCGUCGGCAAAUGACCGAUCUGUGUCCCCGGAACCUAACCACCUAUCAUGCUACUUUAUGGCCCCUGGUCAGCAGUCUCCGCCGAGACCCAACGACGCGCCGAGCGUUCCCAGACGAGCACCGUCGCAUACGAAGAAGGCAUCUCUCGACAACAUGGCCAACAGAUAUGCGCGUCUGUCUAACCAGUCGAGCCAGACAGUCUCGACCAAGGCAAGUUAUUCGCUGUCGCGCUCCUCGUCUACCUCGACAACAGCUACCUCGGUCUCGUCAGGAUCUCGCUCCCAGAAGCUGUCGAUGGCUUCCAGUCCCUCCGGUCCUAGCGCCACAUCACCACUCGCGAGUCGUCCCAGUUUCCGCCGUCCUGCUGAGCAACUUGAGAUGCAGCACCCUUUCGGCCAUGAGCUGGCGCAGGUAUCCGAACUCGCAGAGGAACUGGGUGUGAAGGACAAGUUCCAGGCUAUCGACGAGGAAGAGCAGCAGCUCCUCGCAAAGGGUCUUUACCAAUUCCGAGCCGAGGACUACCUGACAGAGAUUAAGGGCCUACUGUCAACUUUCCUCACGCCGGAACCGGUUGAGCUGCAGGCGGUAUGGAUUUAG
Messenger RNA from Anthostomella pinea, 903 nucleotides. NCBI's taxonomy places the organism in Eukaryota, Fungi, Ascomycota, Sordariomycetes, Xylariales, Xylariaceae. The record is from the annotation of a GenBank genome assembly.